Syzygium oleosum is the source of this 2208-nucleotide messenger RNA. RefSeq lists its product as uncharacterized. The coding region runs from base 335 to 1816 and encodes 493 amino acids. Gene Ontology annotation, cellular component: plasma membrane. The transcript is spliced from 8 exons. NCBI's taxonomy places the organism in Eukaryota, Viridiplantae, Streptophyta, Magnoliopsida, Myrtales, Myrtaceae. The record is from RefSeq and is a predicted model, not a curated record.
UGCUGCCUCUGUCCCCACGCUCUUUAGCAUCCGCACUCAUGGCUAGUCCUCACUCACUCACUCAUACGCACAAACACGAACACAAGCAUUGCUCUUUUCUCUUUCUUCUCCCUCUCUCUCCCUCUCUUUCUUUGCCUUCACAUACAUACCGUGCCAGUCCCCCUGAAUUCAGGCAUGAUUGAUGUUUCUUGACAGCACCGCUUUACACUCUGUGUCCUUCGUUUUCCUUCCGUUCCUUUGCACUUUCUUGUGACCUGAGUCCUUUUCUUGCUGCAACUUCUUUCUGAGGAGCAAGAAAGGGAAAUUCAGAUGGAGUAAAGGCAGGAGAGGAAGGAUGUCUCUUGGUCUCAAGAUUGUGUUUUUCAAGGCUUUCUUGCUGUUUCAUUUUCUGAAUAAAUGUAGUUGUAGCAAAUUGGAUGAACGCAUAUUAGCAGACAAGAGAAUGGAUGCUAUUUUUCCCGAGAUAUCCCCAACUGGGUCUCCUCAGCCUCUCCUUCCUCUUCUUGCACCUUCACCGUUAGCUCCCUUUACCAACACUACUGUGCCCAAAUUAUCAGGACUUUGUACAUUAAACUUCACCGCAGCUGAAAGCUUGAUGAGCAUGACCUCCAUUGAUUGCUGGGCCGUUUUUGCACCUUAUCUAGCGCACGUGAUAUGCUGCCCCCAAUAUGAGGCCACUCUUACUAUUCUCAUCGGACAAUCCAGUAAAACCACUAAUCUUCUUGCUUUGAAUGGAAGCCUGGCCAAACAUUGCCUCUCUGAUACGGACCAAAUUUUGGCAAGCAAGGGAGCUGGGGAUAAUCUGAAUCAGAUAUGCACGAUUCGCCCACCGAAUCUAACCGAAGCUUCUUGCCCGGUUAAAGAUGUUUUCACGUUUGAGAACACAGUAGAAUCUUCAAAGCUUCUUGCCGCUUGCAAGAAGGUCAAUCCUGUGAAAGAAUGCUGUGAACAAGUAUGUCAAAAUGCUAUCCUAGAGGCUGCUACUAAGAUUGCUUUGAAAGCUUCUGAUGAUCUCUUAAGUCCGAAUGAGCAGCAUAUUGUGAUGGAUCAUUCAGCCAGGAUCGAUGAUUGUAGAAACAUUGUCCUCAGGUGGUUGGCAAGCAAACUCGAUACAUCUCAUGCGAAGAAAGUUCUAAGAGGGCUAUCAAGUUGCAAAGUUAACAGAUUUUGUCCUCUGGUUUUCCCCGACAUGAAACAUGUUGCGAAAAGCUGUGCCAACAGCAUAAGCAACCAGACAGUGUGCUGCAGUGCGAUGGAAAACUAUGUCUCCCACUUGCAAAAGCAGAGCUUUGUGACCAACCUGCAAGCGGUGGAUUGUGCUACGUCAAUGGGAGUGAAAUUACGGAAACUGAAUAUCUCUACGAAUGUUUAUAGCCUGUGUCGUAUUACUCUCAAGGACUUCUCUGUUCAAGUGGCAAAUGAAGUGUCCGGAUGCCUCCUACCAAGUUUGCCUUCGGAUGCCACAUUCGACAAUUUCUCAGGGAUCAGCUUCUUGUGCGAUCUGAAUGACAACAUUCCUGCUCCGUGGCCGUUGACUGACCAGUUUCAAACUUCAUUGUGCAAUAAAAGUGUCAAAAUUCCUGCACUUCCAGCAGCGACGUCAGAUCAAAGUGUAACAGUACGAAAUUUCCAGAUAGUUGCUGCACUUGACUAUAAUGCUUUCAUCCUAAACAGACCUUCAUGGCAAAGAUGUGAAAAGCCUUGCGCUUUUGGCACUCCUGUCAGUUCUUAUGAUAAUCGCGGUCUAGCAAAGCGCGUACAUAUUGGUCUUGCGGAUGUCGUCAAGAAGCUUUUACUCGAGGAACGUGGAUCAUAAAUCUGCGCGGUCCAUCGACAGCAUGCGGUCCUUUGAUGGAGGUAACAACUGUAAAGUUUCUAUGUCCUAAAGGGAGAUUUACACCAGCAAUUACCGCCGUAAGGAACCAUGCAUCUCCUCAAAACUAAUCUUGGAAGAGAGCAACUUGACCCGAGAUGAAUCAAGAAUUACCUUACAGAUUGCAUUUGUUCAGCAUUCUUACAUGACUUGUAAUAAAUUUCUGUAAAAAGGGAUUGCUGUAUAUUAGCACUAGGACAGACGAUAUCGUGUUAUAGAAUCCAUACCUUAUGAUUGGUUUGCAGAUGAAAAGAGGCGUGCGGAUCGGUUUGUGUAGCAAUAGAACAAGUUGAUCUUCCUUCUUUUAGAGCAUUAAUGUCUUCUAUUUCAUUAAA